This is a messenger RNA of Coffea eugenioides, 3673 nucleotides long. RefSeq names its product valine--tRNA ligase, mitochondrial 1. The record is from RefSeq and is a predicted model, not a curated record. NCBI's taxonomy places the organism in Eukaryota, Viridiplantae, Streptophyta, Magnoliopsida, Gentianales, Rubiaceae. Gene Ontology annotation, biological process: valyl-tRNA aminoacylation. Gene Ontology annotation, cellular component: cytosol. Gene Ontology annotation, molecular function: valine-tRNA ligase activity; ATP binding; aminoacyl-tRNA deacylase activity. The coding region runs from base 134 to 3478 and encodes 1114 amino acids. The transcript is spliced from 22 exons.
UUUAGCUUCAGUUUUGAUUCCUGUCACAUAUUGCUUGUCCUCCACGCCCAUCUGCAUCAACGCUCCGGCAAUCGGCACUUUUCGCGUUUCACUUCCUUCGCCAUGCUUAUAAGUCUACACUUGCUCGACUUGCAUGCAUGCUAAUCUCAGGCUAGCACUAAAUCUAUUCGUAAGACGAGGGAAUAAUAUUAUCCGGAGCACAUCCCCGUUUGCCAUUUCCAAGCUCUCUUCAUUCUCCAAAGCAGUAACGAUGGUCGAAUCGGAGACCAAAAGUUCAGAGAUGGAGAAAAAAGAUAGCACCGAGGCGGGUUUGGCGUCGGAGCCGAAACAGCUUACUCCGGAGGAGCUUGAAAGGAAGAAGAAGAAAGAAGAGAAGGCUAAAGAGAAGGAGCUGAAAAAGCUUAAGGCUGCACAAAAGGCAGAAGCAGCCAAACUUCAGGCACAGCAAUCUUCAAAUGCUCCAAAAACAGGGAAGAAAAAGAACUUAAAACGAGAGGGAUUAGAAGAUAAUCCUGAGGAUUAUGUUGAUCCAGAAACGCCUCUGGGUGAGAAGAAACGUAUCUCUCGUCAAAUGGCAAAAGCAUACAAUCCCAGUGCUGUAGAGAACUCGUGGUAUGCUUGGUGGGAAAAGUCAAAUUUCUCUGUUGCAGAUUCCAGCAGCUCAAAGCCGCCUUUUGUGAUUGUCCUGCCACCACCGAAUGUGACUGGAGCUCUACAUAUUGGCCAUGCCCUUACUGCUGCCAUUCAGGAUACCAUUAUUCGUUGGCGUAGAAUGUCUGGAUACAAUGCCUUGUGGGUGCCUGGGAUGGAUCAUGCUGGGAUUGCAACACAGGUGGUGGUGGAGAAGAAUCUCAAGAAAGAAAUGAAUAAGACAAGACAUGACUUUAGUCGUCAGGAGUUUGUAGACGAAGUCUGGAAGUGGAAAAAUAAGUAUGGUGGCACCAUAUUGAAACAACUUAGGCGUUUAGGUGCAUCUCUUGAUUGGUCUCGUGAGUGCUUUACCAUGGAUGAGCAAAGGUCAAAAGCAGUGACUGAAGCUUUUGUAAGGCUCUAUGAAGAAGGUCUCAUAUAUAGGGAAAUCCGACUUGUGAACUGGGAUACCAUUUUGAAAACGGCAAUAUCUGAUAUUGAGGUACUGCACGACGAUGUAUUUGGGAGAGAACUACGACAGAUCCCCGGUUACAAAGACCCUGUGGAAUUUGGUGUUCUCACGUCUUUUGCAUAUCCUCUUGAAGGGGAUCUUGGUGAGAUUGUUGUAGCCACUACAAGAGUUGAGACAAUGCUAGGGGAUACCGCUAUUGCUGUACAUCCCGAUGACAAAAGAUACAAGCACCUUCAUGGAAAAUUCGCUAUUCACCCAUUUUACGGAAGGAAGCUUCCUAUUAUUUGUGAUGCAAUUCUUGUUGACAUGCACUUUGGUACUGGUGCUGUUAAGAUAACUCCAGCCCAUGAUCCAAAUGAUUUUGAGGUCGGUAAGCGACAUAAUCUUGAAUUUAUCAAUAUUUUUACUGAUGAUGGGAAGAUUAAUAGGAAUGGAGGCUCAGAAUUUGAUGGUAUGCUGCGCUUUGAAGCCCGUGUGGCCUUGACUGAAGCUUUAAAGAAAAAGGGGCUCUAUCGGGGUUUUAAAGAUAAUCCGAUGCGCCUUGGUAUUUGUUCUAGAAGCCAGGAUGUGGUGGAGCCCCUAAUAAAGCCUCAGUGGUAUGUCAACUGCAAAGGGAUAGCUAAGGAAGCUCUUGAUGUUGUCAUGAAUGAUGAUAACAGGAAAAUUGAAAUCAUCCCCAAGCAGUAUGCUGCGGAGUGGAAGAGAUGGCUUGAGAAUAUUCUUGAUUGGUGCAUCUCAAGACAGCUUUGGUGGGGUCAUCAAAUUCCUGCCUGGUAUGUGACUCUGAAGGAUGAUGAACAGAAAGAAAUUGGUUCCUAUAAUGGCCGCUGGGUGGUUGCGCGAAAUGAGAAAGAGGCCCAAGAGGAGGCUCAACAACUUUGCCCUGGAAAGCAGUUCCAGUUGUCUCAAGAUCCUGAUGUGCUGGAUACCUGGUUUUCUUCUGGUUUGUUUCCAUUGACUGUUUUGGGAUGGCCAGAUGAUACUAAAGACCUAAGGACAUUUUAUCCAACUUCUGUUCUUGAAACUGGUCAUGACAUUCUUUUUUUCUGGGUGGCACGCAUGGUUAUGAUGGGAAUUAAGCUGGGUGGCGAUGUACCUUUCAGAAAGGUUUAUUUGCACCCAAUGAUUCGUGAUGCACAUGGGCGUAAGAUGUCCAAGUCAUUGGGAAAUGUGAUUGAUCCCCUUGAUGUAAUUACUGGAAUAACGCUGGAAGAGCUUCAUAAGAAACUAGAGGAGAGUAACUUGGAUCCUACAGAACUAGAGAAAGCUAAAGAAGGACAGGUGAAAGAUUUUCCCAAUGGUAUUCCUGAAUGUGGUGCAGAUGCUCUUCGUUUUGCCCUUGUGUCCUAUACAUCUCAGUCUGAUAAAAUUAAUCUAGAUAUUCAAAGAGUGGUUGGAUAUCGUCAGUGGUGUAACAAACUGUGGAAUGCUAUAAGGUUUGCAAUGGGCAAACUUGGAGAUGAUUACACACCUCCAGUAGAUGUAGUUCCUGACGUCAUUCCAUUUAGCUGCCAAUGGAUACUCUCAGUGUUGAACAAAGCCAUAUCAAAAACUGUCCUUUCCCUUGAUUCAUAUGAAUUCUCAGAUGCAGCAACAGCAAUAUACUCAUGGUGGCAGUUUCAAUUAUGCGAUGUGUUUAUUGAAGUGAUCAAGCCUUAUUUUUCUAGCAAGGAUUCAGAAUUUGUAUCAGAGAAAAAAUUUGCGCAAGACACUUUAUGGGUAUGUUUGGAUACUGGAUUACGAUUACUUCAUCCAUUCAUGCCAUACAUCACAGAAGAGCUGUGGCAGCGCCUGCCUUCUAGAAGUGAUUGUGCAAGGAAAGAAUCUAUUAUGAUAUGUGAUUAUCCAUCCACUGUUGAGGUGUGGAAUAAUGACACAGUUGAAUCUGAGAUGGAUCUGGUUGAAGCUGUUGUUAAAUCCCUGAGGUCAAUAAGGUCAUUGUUGCCUGCAAAUGAAAGACAUGAAAGGCGGUCAGGGUUUGUCCUUUGUCGAUCCAAUGAUGCCACUGGUAUCAUCCAACGCCGUCAGCUGGAGAUUUCAACACUAGCAUCUUUAUCAUCAAUUACAGUUUUAGGUGAGAAUGAUGUCUCUCCAGCUGGAUGUGCAGUAUCUGUUGUAAACGAAGUGGUAUCUGUCUACCUGGAACUUCGAGGGAGCAUUAAUGCUGAAGCUGAGCGUGAAAAGCUGAAGAUAAAGAUGGAGGAGAUUCAAAAGCAACGGGAUAGCUUAGAGAAAAUGAUGAAUGCUUCAGGGUACAAGGAGAAAGUACCGGCCCAUAUCCAGGAAGAGAAUGUUGCAAAGCUUUCCUCACUGAUGAAGGAAAUUUUAUCUUUUGAGGAAGCAUUCCAACAUUUGGAACGUAAAAUGGAAACAUGACUUGUAUGACUCUGAUUCGCUGUGAAUGUUAUUAUUAUAGAGGAACUACUUAUAAUUACUGUGUCCAAAAGAAGUUGUUGCAUUUGUAAGUUUUCAUUUACUUCCAUUCAGAUCUUGAUUCAGCAAGCUUAAACCAUUUUGAGUAAACUGAUAAUCGGCUUUUAUUGAUCCCAUUCUGAACUGCCUUUUCUUCAA